Molecule: messenger RNA, 1871 nt
Organism: Gopherus evgoodei (Goodes thornscrub tortoise)
Lineage: Eukaryota; Metazoa; Chordata; Testudines; Testudinidae
Gene: CASP14
Product: caspase 14
Exons: 12
Coding region: 88-1287 (399 amino acids)
Biological process (GO): proteolysis
Molecular function (GO): cysteine-type endopeptidase activity
Source: RefSeq, a predicted model, not a curated record
UCCUCACCCGUGUUACAAGGUAAAGGAACUUUUCUUCUCUGCUGUCAGACGAGGGAACAUAGCUGGGAGGUGGGUUCCAGUUCCAAGAUGUCGCAGCCUCUCUGGCUGGCUGCCCUGGUCGCCAUCUCCCAGGCUCAGAUGUCUACGCUGCAGCACAUUAGCCAAGCAGUGGUACCGCUGAUCCGGAAUCGUGAUCUCCUUCCCCUGGACCCAUCGCGGCCUGGGCUGCAAAGCCAGGAUGGAUUCAACAGCACAUUGCCUGUGCUGGUGAGAGUGCAGGGCUUGCCGCGACGUGGGACGCAGCUAAGCGCCGAGAGGCAGCUGGAGGUGGACACUGCCCUGGAGGAGGCGAUUCUGGCUGGCCCCUGGGAGCCUGCCCAGGGGCAGGUCGGCACCAGGGAGCCUCUUCGCAGCCCUGCCGCACAUCUACUACCCUUCUGCCUUCUUUUGGGUUUGAGUGUGGCAAUAGUACUGUUUGAUCUGGGGCCUCAGUUCUGGGCAUGCAGGCUGGCCCCUCCUCACACCUGCCGGGCAGAGUCACCACAGCGCAGGCGGAGAGAAGAGGUGUACAACAUGAGAGGGGCACGGCUGGCCCUGACUCUCUGCGUGCUGAAAGAUCGGCCGGGUGCGGAGAAGGACAUCGAGGCGCUGAACAAGAUGUAUACGACUUUUGGAUUUCGGAACACGCUGGUCAAGGACCCGACUGCAUCACAAUUCCAGACCGAGCUGGUGCUCUUCCGAGAGCGGAUAGACCAAAUCCGAGGCCCGGUCAGCUGCAGCUUCGUGGUGAUCAUGGCGCAUGGGGAAAGCGGAGUUGUCAUGGCGGCCGAUGGACGGCACGUGAAGCUGGAGGAGCUGUUUGCAGAAAUGACCAACAAGACCUGCCGAGCGCUGCGGGGCAAACCCAAAGUCUUCAUCAUCCAGGCCUGCCGGGGGGGAAAAGGAGACCCAGGUGUGCUUCAAUGUGAUAGGCUUGUAGCUGACUCGGACAACCAGGUCCGUUGCAGGCUGAUUCCUACACACAGCGACUGCCUCUUCGUCUUUUCAUCCAAAAACGGUUAUUACUCAAUUAGAAGUGAAACCAAAGGCUCUUGGCUGAUUCAGGCCAUGGUGUAUGUCUUCACCAAGUACCCCUGCUUGGACAUCAUAGAGCUAUUCACCAAGGUAAUUAACGAGAUUUCUAAGAGAGAGUUCAUGAUGAAGGAGGAAGAAAAUGAAAGCGAAAUCCGAAAAACUCACCCGGAAAUAAGGUCCACUCUGACAAAAAAGCUCUAUUUGAAGGAGUAAGACUCACAGAUCAGACCCUUGGCCUGUCUAACACAGCUUCUCCUGUCCCGUUGUGCCCAAUGAGACUUUCCACCCAUCUAACCCAGUCUUUGCACCAAUAACCCUGUACAUCAGACUCUGAGUGCAUCCAGCCACACACUGUAAGCAUCCAGACCCAAAGUCUUCACGAGAGACGAGGUCUCCAGCACUCACAUCUGCCGAGAACCAGAGAAAACGGGGUCAGAGGGCGCCGCUAGCCUAAGUGUGAUUGACACCUGAAUCUGCAGAGAGCCUGAAUCGAUUGCUUGGACAGGUGUGAACUACCCAAGUGUGACCAAUGCCUGGAGUGUAACUGACACUGCCUGAGUCUGCCAAGAGCCUGAGCUGAUAGCACGGAGUGGUGUGAACUGCCCCAAGUCUAACUGAGCAGAAAAGUCUGCUGGAGGUAGAGAUUUUAAGGCCAGAAGGGGACACCUGAUCAUCUAGUCUAACUUCCCGUAUAACCCAGGAUCAAAAUGGCACCUCAUUACCCAUGCAGUGUGUAGAACUGAUAAAUGACAUUGUUUUUAAUGUUUCACUUUAUCAAUAUAAUUUCUGUUCACUGU